Messenger RNA from Eimeria mitis, 699 nucleotides. RefSeq names its product 14-3-3 protein, putative. The transcript has 4 exons. The record is from RefSeq and is a predicted model, not a curated record. The coding region runs from base 1 to 699 and encodes 232 amino acids. Lineage: Eukaryota; Apicomplexa; Conoidasida; Eucoccidiorida; Eimeriidae.
AUGGCGUCAAGCACCCUGAACAGGGGCCCUUGGAGGCCAUCAGUAGUGGCGCCCGCAAGUGCUGCACCUCUGCGAGACGGCGGCCACGUUCUGCAGCACCAGCAGCUUCAGGACGCCGAGCAACAAACCAAGCAACAUUACCAGCUGCAGGAGCAGCAGCAAAGCAGAGCAAAAGCAGCUGCUGCGCAACAUUCAGAUUCCACAGAAGAUGAAGCAAACGCCCGGUUCUACGAGGCAGAGGCAAAGAUCGAAGUCACAGCGCAGUGCAGAUCCAGAGAAGAUGUCUUCCAGGCGCUGAAAGACGCAAUACGGAUGCGUCCGCUUUUGUCUCGAAAGCAUCGCGAGCUGCUCGCGAACACCGUGAAGGCGAUGAUAUCAGACUGUCGUUCCUCUUACUACAUGAUUUCUGGAGCUCAUGCAGUUUUGUUAGCAGCAGGCCCAGCCUGGCGAGAAGCUCGAGACAAAGGUGCUCCUGCUGCUGCUGUUCGUGCUGCUGCUGCUGCUGCUGCUGGGCUGACGCUCGCAGGAGUAUCUCCGAAGGAAGCAGCAGAAACUGCAGCAGAAACAGCAGUUACAAAGGGUGUGGGUGCAACCCGUAAUCUGGUGCCUCGACACAAGGUACGUCAGCAACGGCAGCCAGCAGCAGCAGCAGCAGCAGCAGCAGCAGCAGUAUGGCCCCAGACUCUGCUGCAGCACUAA